Leptonychotes weddellii (Weddell seal) is the source of this 944-nucleotide messenger RNA. RefSeq names its product TSR2 ribosome maturation factor (gene TSR2). The record is from RefSeq and is a predicted model, not a curated record. Lineage: Eukaryota; Metazoa; Chordata; Mammalia; Carnivora; Phocidae.
UCUGAGGCCGGAUGAUGGCAGGAGCUGGGGAAGAUUCGCGGGCGCUCUUCGGGGCUGGCGUCCGCGCGGCGCUGGAAGCCUGGCCGGCCUUGCAAGCCGGCUUCCAGGCUGACGUGGUGGGCUCGGGCCUAUGUUCGCAGAUCGCUGUGGAGAAUGGCUUCGGGGGCGUGCACAGCCAGGAGAAGGCCGAGUGGCUGGGGCGUGCAGUAGAGGAGUACUUCUUCCGCAAUGCUGACUUGGAGCUAGAUGAGGUGGAGGAUUUCCUCGGGGAGCUCAUGACGAACGAAUUUGAUACAGUUGUGGAGGAUGGGAGUCUGCCCCAGGUGAGCCAGCAGCUACAGACCAUGUUCUACCACUUCCAGAGGGGUGAUGGGGCUGCUCUGAAGGAGAUGGCCUCUCACAUCACCCAAAGAAAGUGCAGGGUCAGAGCCACUGCAGUUACAACAGCCAGAGAAACGGAUGAAGAUGAUGCGGACAGCGUGGAGGAGAUGGAGGUCACAGCUACGAAUGAUGGGGCAGCUACAGAUGGGGUUUGCCCCCAGCCUGAAUCCACUGGUCCAGACUCCCAGACUAUUAAAGAAGAGGAUAUAGUGGAGGAUGGCUGGACCAUUGUCCGGAGAAAGAAAUGAGUGGGGCUGGAAAUGGUUUGGGCCCUUGCUUGCUAGUUGUUUUGAGACUUGUCUGUAGGGGUUUGGGGGAGGGUUGUGGACUCCUGGACUGGUUGCCCCAUCUCCACCCUCUUCCUGUUCCCCUGUCCAGUUUCCUCCAGGGGAAGAAGAGCGCUAGGGUCCUUGCUCUCUAGGUAGUGUGGCCUGGUUCACCACAGCCCCUUGGGCCUUAAGUUACUAUCUGCACGAUGAGGCCUGGUUUCCCAGCACAUUGCCUCUCAGAUGCGGUCAGUGUGAAGAGGGAGGGAUGAGCGGGUGAGGGCGUGACUGGAGAAG